This is a messenger RNA of Symbiodinium necroappetens, 236 nucleotides long. The record is from the annotation of a GenBank genome assembly. NCBI's taxonomy places the organism in Eukaryota, Dinophyceae, Suessiales, Symbiodiniaceae.
GCACGAGAGGAGUCCACGAAGAUCAUGAGCAUCCGCUUCGCCCAGCGGGAUGCGGUGAAAAACGACCUGAAGCAAGACAGGCGCGUGUACUUGGAUCGCCUGGUAGCUUCGCAGCGCGACCGCGAUGAACGGUGGGCCAGGAGGCUCCAGAAAAGCCCCUUCGCCGUAGAUCUGGUGGCAGAAGAUCAGCGCAUUGCAGAGGAAAACCGAGUCCGUGAGAUUGUGGAGAAGCGCCG